UGUUUGGGUGUUAAGUCUCUCCCAGCUGGACGGACGCAACAUAAAACUUCCAAGGAGGGAGGACGCUGCGGGAAAAGGACGCACCGAGUCGAUCACUGCAGGCUUCAUCGAUUGGAUUUUACUUUUCCAUUCGUUUUUUCGGACGCUGAAGGGCUCAGGGUUUAAGUCGGGGCUUGUUGUCCUUUUGGGGGGGGGGAGUUUCACGUGUCUCCAUUUGGCUCUAGACGCGCAACUGUCACCGACUGCCGCCGAGCGCCUGGAGCUGCCGAAGUCAUGCCGGCCGGGUUUCAGCAACUCGGAGGGGAGACAGUGACGGGAACCCUCGCUCUCUCAGUCUUCACUGCCACACUGGGAUCUUUGGAGUUUGGAUACAACAUCGGUGUCAUCAAUGCUCCUCAGAAGAUCAUCGAGGAAGACUAUAACGCCACAUGGAUUCAUCGGUAUGGAGAGCCCAUCCCCGCGGGGACCCUCACCUCCCUCUGGUCCCUGUCGGUGGCCAUCUUCUCCAUUGGGGGCAUGUUCUCCUCCUCCUGUGUGGGCUUUGUGUCGGAGUGGCUGGGCAGGAGGAAAGCCAUGCUCAUCAACAACUUGUUUGCCUUCAUCGGAGGAAGUCUGAUGGGCAUGUCCAAGCUCUGUCGCUCCUUUGAGAUGUUGAUCCUGGGGCGCUUUGUCAUCGGCGCCUACUGCGGGUUGGCGUCAGGGCUGACACCGAUGUACGUGGGUGAAAUUGCUCCCACGAGUCUGAGAGGAGCGCUGGGCACGCUGCACCAACUGGCUAUAGUCACUGGCAUUCUCAUUGCACAGAUUCUCGGCCUGAAUUCGCUAUUGGGCAGCGAGGAGCUGUGGCCUGUUCUGCUGGGAUUAACCGUCGUGCCGACCGUAUUUCAGAUGGCACUUCUUCCCUUCUGCCCCGAGAGCCCCCGCUUCCUCUACAUCAUCCGCUGCAAGGAGCACCACGCCAAGAGCGGCCUGAGGAGGCUAACGGGCAAGCUGGAGGUGGGCGACAUGCUGGCGGAGAUGAAGGAGGAGAAGAGGAGGAUGGACAUGGAGAGGAAGGUGUCCAUCCCGGAGCUGUUUCGCUCCCAACUCUACCGCCAGCCCACCAUCAUCUCCAUCCUGCUGCAGCUCUCCCAGCAGCUGUCCGGGAUCAACGCAAUUUUCUACUACUCCACCAGUAUAUUCAUGAAGGCAGGGGUGCAGAGUCCAGUCUACGCCACUAUAGGAGCUGGUGUGGUGAACUGCGCCUUCACCGUGGUCUCACUCUUCCUGGUAGAGAGGAUGGGUCGACGGACACUCCACAUGAUCGGACUGGGAGGAAUGUGCAUCUGUGCCAUCAUCAUGACCACGGCCCUCGCUUUACUGGACAGCGUUCCCUCGAUGAGCUACGUCAGCAUGCUGUCCAUCUUUGGUUUUGUCGCCUUCUUCGAGGUGGGACCCGGUCCCAUCCCCUGGUUCUUCGUAGCCGAGUUAUUCUCGCAGGGUCCGAGGCCGGCUGCAAUGGCUGUGGCCGGCUGCUCCAACUGGACAGCCAACUUCAUCGUCGGCAUGUGCUUCCAAUAUGUUGCUGACCUCUGCGGGCCAUACGUCUUCCUGAUCUUCGCAGCGCUGCUCCUCUUCUUCCUCAUCUUCACAUUCUUCCGGGUGCCCGAGACGCGGGGAAAGACCUUUGACCAGAUCGCAGCAAACUUCCACCAGCACGCGAUCGCAGGAAUGAUGGACAUGGAUAUGGACAUGGACAUGGACAAGCAGAGCACCGAGCUGGACUACUUGGGGGAAGAAAGCAUAAACUGAGGAGUUUGAAGAGAAAUGGAACUGAGUGGGGCUUGGGAUGAACUGUAUAUACGGGGCCUGACACCAAACAUUUAUUUUCUGACAUGUAUAUUGAAGUCUAUCGUUGUAUUCACAUCAAUUUUGGUGCCAAAGAAGUGUUCAAUGUGUGCCAAUCUGGGUGUUUUGGAAUUGUCUUUAGCUGGUACCACUGCAAUACGAGGUUAUGAGUUAUGACUUGACAAAGGCCUAAAAACCAAGAGUUGACAGUUAUUAGUUUUAAGGAAUACUGUACGAUGCACAUAAAGGUGGUUUAUGGACUGUUGAGGCAUCGGCUGCCAGUGUGGCAGCAUUUUAUGCGAUGAUGAUGCACACACGGAAGUGGAGAGGGAGGAGGAUUUCCUGCACUUUAUUUACAAAGACAGCCAACGUUUUCAGUCAGAAGAUUUAAAAAAAAUAAAAUAUGUAUAUAUAUAUACACACAUACAAAGCCAUGAGGUGGUGUAAGCCUUGCUAUGUUGUACUAAAGCUGGGAACACACGAGAGCGUAACAAAUGACACGAUUGAAGUGAGACACUGCUCAUAGUUAUUAACAAAAUAUGAGGGGAUCACCUCAUUUAUAGUUGUAAAAGUCCAACCCAAUGGUCAAUAGCUGUUAACGCAUCUGAAAGGGACAAGGGUUGAAUCCUACAGGUGCAAAAUUAUUUUAGUUUGCAUUUUAUUAAGGCGAUGCUCUGGUGUUUUGUUUAGAGGUUUGGCUUUUGUAAAGGGGAAUUUCAUAUUCCUUCAAAUAUUUGACAAAAAAACCAAAACUAUUUAAAUACCCAAGAUCAAGGUUUUGAACAACUAGUGAAGAAAAAAACUAAAAUACUAGUGAUUAAAUACCAACAGUCCACGGUGACCCACUAAUGGAGAAAAAGACUCAAACUGGGGAGGAGCAUUCCCAGUUAACACUAAGGAAAAAUGCCAUCGAAGCAUUUGUCUAAUCAUGAGAAACGCACAACCUGUAGAAAUACUACUUUUAAAGAGACAGUCUAUUUUAAAUACUUCCGUGUACAUAUUGUGUUUGGUCACCGAUAGUUUUCAGGGUGCGAGAGUCUAAACUGUUCAAUGCUUUGUGCACUCUCGCUGGCGUUUGGUUUUGUAAACAAGUCUCAUAUACAAGACUAUAGAGCAACAUGUGCAAUUUAUAGGGGCUGACUGUAAAGGGAUCUUGUAGAUUAGUUAUUUUGUUUGUUUAAAUCACAAGCAUCACGUUAGUGUAUUUCCCUGGGAACUGCCAUGUGUGCCGUUUGUUCUUUUAUUAGCGUGUAUCACUACCUUGUGAGGAAAAAAAAAAUUAAAACGAGUUGAUGGAGGACCUGUAAUUGUACAGAGAGAAUAUUGAUACUGUAGUCAUGUUAUAACUAAAGGAUGCAAGUUCUGUAAAUACUGUUACUGAAAACA
This is a messenger RNA of Scophthalmus maximus (turbot), 3213 nucleotides long. RefSeq names its product solute carrier family 2, facilitated glucose transporter member 4-like. Bases 274 to 1791 code for a protein of 505 amino acids. Gene Ontology annotation, biological process: monosaccharide transmembrane transport. Gene Ontology annotation, cellular component: membrane. The transcript has 11 exons. Gene Ontology annotation, molecular function: hexose transmembrane transporter activity. Lineage: Eukaryota; Metazoa; Chordata; Actinopteri; Pleuronectiformes; Scophthalmidae. The record is from RefSeq and is a predicted model, not a curated record.